UCUCCACAAAUAAAUUUAUUUUCGUUUAAUCUUUGUAUGGGUAAAUAUACCAAAUCUUCGUUGCCGGUCAACUUUACCCAUAAUCGACAUCUGAAAUAAAGGGAUUAUCGACAAUAUCGCAAUUUGCGAACUUCGAAAUGAUUGUAACGAUUUUAUCAGUUACUCGAACAGAUUGAAAUGAUGGAAGUUUGUUCCCGCCAAAUGAAGCGUCAAAGUCAAAUUAAGUCGAUUUGUUUUGAGGUUGUUCAUGUAUUUUGUGCAAGUUAAAAUAGUUUAAUAAUUACGGAUUAAAUCACAUGCGAUUAAUUUAGAUAAAAAUGAAAAUAGAUAGUAGACCCCUAAGAUAUGCUCAUGCAGAGGGUUAUACGGAUGUUUGCUACACUGAAGACGGACAGCAUAUAAUUACUUGCGGCAAUGACGGAGAUGUUCGAAUAUGGGUUGACAUAAAAGACGACGAUCGUAACUCCCAUUGCGUUGGAGAGAGCGCGACAGCGGUGUGUUUUAAAGACAAGAGGCUGUAUGUGGCUACUGAUAAUCAUGCUGUACAAGCUUACACAUUCCUGGCUUUCGACAAAGACGGUAUUGUCACUAGAUUUACUGCAUCGGUAACACAAAUUAUGACAAGCACUAAAAUUGAGGCUUUGGGCUGUACAUCAGAAAACAUGGAAGCAAAAAUAUGUAGUCCAGAAGGAGGUGCUCCUUUAUUUAUGAUGUCUGAACACAAAGGCCCAGUCCUCAGUAUAGCACUGUGUCCACAAAUGAAAUAUUCGGCCACAUCUUGUGGGGACGGCAUGUUGAGGAUAUGGGACAUUGACACACAGAAAAUGGUCAAAGAAAUAGCUUGUGUUCCUAAACGUAUAAAAUGUGCAAUAUCCCAAUGUCGCUUUUCACCAUGUGGUCAAUAUUUGGCGGCAAGCACCAUAGCCGGGCAGAUAGCGGUGUGGGAAGUACAGUCCGGUACUUGCACGGGCAUCAUCGAGCAUCCCACAUCACAUAAUGUUACAGCGAUAGCAUGGAACCCUAAAGGAAAUGGUGUGUUGGCGUAUUGCGAUGUGUCCGGGCAGCUGGGUGCACUGAUGAAUUGCUAUGGCAAGGACAGCAAGGCUGAUGCUGAUGCGCCUGACGAUGUUGAAAUGGUGGAGAGAGCUGAUGAUGGUAAUGACUUGGACAAUUUGAUCGAAAACUAUAACAGUGACGACGAUGACAACGCGAUAUCGCUAGAGAAGCUCAAGAAUGAAACGCUAGGGUUGGGGACAGUGAGAGACGAAGACGAGUCAAGACCCGUGUCGCGGCACGAGCCGGCGGCGACCACGGUGCCGCCGCAGGCGCCGUUCCAGCUUUCUGCGACCCCGGGACACCUUGAACAUAGAUACAUGUGCUGGAACGACAUCGGCAUAGUCCGAUGCCACACGCAGGAGAACGGCGAGUCGACCAUCGACGUAGAGUUCCACGACACCAACCUCCACCACGGGAUCAAUCUCAACAACUACCUGAAUCACACCAUGGCCAGCCUGUCUGCGAGCGUGCUGGUGUUGGCCUGUGAAACGUCUAGUGUCCACGAUUUCCGCACGCGAAACAAGUCGCGAAUGAAGCUGGGCAUUCCCGGUUGUCAGCACAACGCGUUCCGCCGCAACCCGCGCACUCACGAGGCGGGCCCCGCGCGCCGCCGGCGCCGCGCCCGCGCCGCGCGCUGGGCGCCGAUGCCCGGCGAGGCGGCCGCGCGGCGCCCCCGCGUCGCCAAACUAGUAUGCAUAUCGCUGGUCGGCAGCAGCAAGGAGUGGAGCGUUUCCAUGCCCGAUACCGAGGAGAUCCUGUGCGUCACGGCGGGCAGCGACGUCGUCGCGUGUGCGACUAACGCGAGGUUGCUGCGGCUGUUCACGCCAAUGGGCACGCAGAGACAGGUCUGAUGAUGCUUCGACUUCAAGGGUAAAAACGAAUAAAACCACAGAUUGUAUACGAGGAACACCGCCAAAAUAUGGCUACAGCAACAUAGA
Messenger RNA from Cydia fagiglandana, 1994 nucleotides. Its product is annotated as WD repeat and HMG-box DNA-binding protein 1-like. The transcript has 10 exons. Bases 318 to 1907 code for a protein of 529 amino acids. The record is from RefSeq and is a predicted model, not a curated record. Gene Ontology annotation, cellular component: nuclear replication fork. Gene Ontology annotation, molecular function: chromatin binding; protein binding. NCBI's taxonomy places the organism in Eukaryota, Metazoa, Arthropoda, Insecta, Lepidoptera, Tortricidae. Gene Ontology annotation, biological process: mitotic cell cycle; DNA repair; DNA-templated DNA replication.